UUACAUAGAGCUUGGAAGAGAAAGCUGAAAGGCGGGGAGGGGCAAGGAGCCUUGUCAUAGAGAGAGAGAGGGGAGGCGGAGAGGGAAGAGACGGGCACCUUUGCUGCAUGUAGCACGGAGGAGACGAGAGUGGAGGGCGAAUGUGACAUUCGAUCCAGGAAAAAUAGGAGUACAGGCGUUAAAGAACAGUGGACCAGUAUAGAAAAUAGCCAAACUCUAUAUGCUAAAAAUGUUCUACCAGAAGAAAUAAUAUGAGGGAGAUUUCUGCACUGUGUAUAAAGUGUAUGGAGAUUUCUAUACUCGCCAUGCUUGAGUUGAAAGAGCUAUCUUAAAGGAGUGACAGCGCUUGGACUAUGUCCCAUUGCUGUACUAACCUCCUGUGGGAUGUACGAAAACGUGCACUUGGAUUGGAUGAACCCAGCGCUGUCCGUAUCAACUAUUUGGGACGAAGAGAAUUCGUUCAAAAACUUAAAUUGGAAAGAACUCUAAAUAUACAUCAUGGUUGUGUAAAUUCGAUUUCUUGGAAUAGCACAGGGGAAUACAUACUAUCUGGGUCUGAUGACACAACUUUGGCCAUUUGUAACCCCUUCAAUAAAAAGGUCUUGACAAGAAUCCGCUCAGGUCACAGAGCCAAUAUCUUUAGCGCAAAGUUCCUGCCACUUACCAAUGACAAGCACAUCAUUUCAUGUUCUGGAGAUGGAGUCAUUUACUUCACAGACAUUGAAAAAGAUACAGAGACAAACAGACAGUGCCAAUUUACAUGCCAUUAUGGAACAGCAUAUGAGAUUAUGACUGUUCCCAAUGAUCCCUACACAUUUCUGUCAUGUGGUGAAGAUGGCACUGUGCGGUGGUUUGAUAUUCGCACCAAGACCAGCUGUACAAAAGAAGACUGUAAAGAUGAUGUUUUAAUUAACUGCAGACGUGCCGCUACCUCAAUAGCCAUUUGCCCUUCAGCUCCGUUCUACCUUGCAGUUGGAUGCUCUGAUAGUUCCGUGAGAAUCUACGAUCGCCGAAUGCUUGCAACAGGAGCAACAACCAAUUAUUCAAAUCGCGGAACUACAGGAAUGUGUGUACGGUUUGUCCCCUCACAUCUUGCAAACAAAUCCUGCCGUGUUACCUCCUUGUGCUACAGUGAGGAUGGGCAAGAGGUUCUUGUGAGCUACUCAUCGGACUACAUUUAUUUGUUUGAUCCAAAAGAUGACCAAGCAAAGGAGCUCAAGUUUUCUUCAGCUAGUCAAAGGCAAGAAGAAGUUCGACAACCACCACUUAAACGCCUUAGGUUACGAGGAGAUUGGUCAGAUACAGGGCCCAGAUCAAGGCCUGAAAGUGAACGAGAAAGAGAUGGUGAUAACGCUACCAAUGCGUCACUCAUGCAAAGAAUGUCUGAUAUGCUUUCAAGAUGGUUUGAAGAAGCAAGUGAGGUAGCUCAAAGCAGCAGGAGAAGAGGAAGGACUCCAAAUAGAGUAGAGUCCGCACCAGACACAACAACUCCAGCAACUACAAAUCCAACAGAAUCACAGGCUGUUGAAGCAAGUUCAGGGAUGGGCCAUGAUGAAAAUGCACCUAUAAGAACAGAUGUUGGAGAAAGCCAUAUCUUGCCAUCUGCUGAAGAGGCUGCACAUCAACAGAGUAGUUCAUCAGGCAGCUCUACUUCCCCUUCUGAUUCUACUUCUGUGAUUAGCAAACAGCUUGGAUCCAUGUCAAUUGAUGAAGGACUUGAGAGUGGUAAACGAAGACCAGAAAGUGAGACAAGUGAACCAGUGCUGCAGUUGCAUUACAGUACAGAAGGAACUACCACAAGUACUAUAAGACUGGAUUUCACAGAUGAAUGGAGCAACACUGCCUCAAGUUCAGUAGCUGUAAAAGUGGGAGGUUCUGAUGAUGCUGCUACACCUGAACCAACUUUGCCAACUGAAAUGGAAGUCAUUACUUCUGUUUCUACUGAACAAGAUGCGGCUGCACUUCCCGACAACAUGGAAACAGACCCAAAUAGCACAAAGAUGAGUUCUGAACAACCAAAUGCAAGCUCAAGUACGGCUGAGCAACCUGAAACAUCUAAAAACACAGCACAGUCUGACAUGUCUGAAAGCUCCAGCCAUCGGGAAACUGACAGCGAUGACAACACAGUUCGGUUGCCUCCAAGAGCUCAGACUCAAAACAGAUUUAAUGUUGGAAGUCCAUCACUAAGUGAUAGGUUAACAAGGAGAUCUGCUGCAGCUCGAAUUCAAGAGCUGUUUAGAAGAAGGAAAGAGAGGAAGGAACUGGAAGAAUUGGAUAUGCAAAAUGUUCGUCAACCAUCUCCUAAAAUCCUGUUCAAGGGACAUCGGAAUUCCCGGACUAUGAUCAAAGAGGCUGGCUUCUGGGGUAAAAACUUUAUCAUAAGCGGGUCAGACUGUGGUCACGUCUUCAUUUGGGAUCGACACACAGCUGAGCAUCUAAUGCUCUUAGAAGCAGACAACCAUGUGGUUAAUUGUGUUCAACCACAUCCAUAUGAUCCAAUUUUAGCAUCAUCUGGAAUAGACUACAAUAUCAAGAUAUGGUCACCACUUGAAGAAGACAAAUCUUUCAACUGGGCACUGGCUGAAGAGAUUAUGUCAAGAAAUGAAUUGAUGCUGGAAGAAACACGCAACACCAUCACAGUGCCUGCCUCUUUUAUGCUACGAAUGUUGGCAUCACUUAAUCAUAUCAGAGCAGAUCGAUCUGAACAAAGUGCAGAAGGUCAAGAAAACUCAAAUGAAGAUGAGUGAUGCAAUCAAGUGUAUAUGAAUGUGCUGUAACUUGUAUAUUGUACUGUAUUUACAUAUGACAAAAUGCCUCAAUAAUAUUUUGGUUUAGACUAAUGUUUAAUAAGUAUGGAUAAAAAAAAAAAAAGUAAUGCGUUGUAAGUUAUUUCACAAUUGUUUUGACUUUUGAACAAAAUGAAUGGUGACUCUUGCGUUGUGUAGUGCAGUUGGAAGGAAAUCCUAUUUACUAAUUUAUAAAGCAAAAAAAACUUUGUAAGAAUGAGUUGAUGGAUAAUGGUUUGUAUGAUGUAUGAUUAAAAAUUUGUGUUGUAUAAGCACAUGGCAGGUUGGGAAACGCAUCUGAAAGUAUUUCUGUAUUUUAUAUGCUAUGGGCAGUGUGUGGUUUGUUUUCAUAAGUACCAAAUUUAUGCAGCUUUCCUAUAGAAUAAUGGCUUUAUUGUCUGAUGUCAAAAUAAAGAAAUGAGCUGCAGGUCAUGUGAUAACUGGUGGGAAUGUACUUUGGUCUAAUUUCUAUGUAAGCCAUGUUUCUCUAUCAUCUCUGCAUCUUCUUCCGUCAUUGAUGACUUGCACUAUUGCAUUUUUUUAAGCAUUAACAGUGCAUGCACAAUUUUGCAAUACCAAAUAUAUUUUGUCAGGGAAAAUGAAAUGUGACAUUUCAAUAAAACUCCGUUCUAAAAUGUCA
Rana temporaria (common frog) is the source of this 3426-nucleotide messenger RNA. RefSeq names its product DDB1 and CUL4 associated factor 6 (gene DCAF6). Gene Ontology annotation, molecular function: protein binding. Gene Ontology annotation, biological process: positive regulation of transcription by RNA polymerase II. The record is from RefSeq and is a predicted model, not a curated record. The coding region runs from base 354 to 2747 and encodes 797 amino acids. Gene Ontology annotation, cellular component: cytoplasm; Cul4-RING E3 ubiquitin ligase complex. NCBI's taxonomy places the organism in Eukaryota, Metazoa, Chordata, Amphibia, Anura, Ranidae. The transcript has 23 exons.